Molecule: messenger RNA, 3633 nt
Organism: Bactrocera tryoni
Lineage: Eukaryota; Metazoa; Arthropoda; Insecta; Diptera; Tephritidae
Gene: tio
Product: protein tiptop
Exons: 2
Coding region: 1-3633 (1210 amino acids)
Biological process (GO): regulation of transcription by RNA polymerase II
Cellular component (GO): nucleus
Molecular function (GO): DNA-binding transcription factor activity, RNA polymerase II-specific; DNA binding
Source: RefSeq, a predicted model, not a curated record
AUGAUGUUGCACGAAGCAGUUAUGCUGGAAAUUUAUAGGCAGGCGCUCACAGCAAGUGAGUUGACCAGCCCGCGUUGCCAAUCGCGCGAAUCGAAUGUAUCAGCAGCGGCAAUGGAGGGACGUUGCCCUUCAAAUGGCUCGCAUUGUUCCGGCAACGAGCGCUCAACAACACCCGCCACGAGUUCGUUACCCAGUACACCGCCUGCCGGCCUACCGCUGCAGGCCACACUAGCACCAGCGGCAGCAGCAGCAUUGCUGCCACCACAAUCGGCCGCCAUGGCUGCCUACUUCAAUGCCGCAGCAGCAGCAGCAGCACAACAAAAUCAUUUGCUGCUAACCAAUCCGUUAGCAGCCGCCGCGACGCUGGUGCAGCAAGCAACACAAGCGCAUUCGCCAACAACAAAUCGGCAGCCAACAGCACCCACCUCGCCGCAAACCGAUGCAACCAACGAUGAGCCAGUAUUGGAUUUUAGCACCAAACGCCGACGGGUAUCCGAACGUGAGAGUGACUCCGAUGAUGACAAUCAUGAGCGCAACGCUGAGGACGGUGGCAUGCAGAACGCUGAGGCAGCAAUGGACGUGAAUAGCCCGCUUGAUUUGACAGUUGGUGGACGUAAGCGCGCCGCAACGAUUGACGAGCCACCACCACACAUCGCAAUGCGUAAGAGCUUACGUACCGCGUUACCACCGGCCGCCACCAGCAAUUGGGUACCAACAAUCAAUCCAUAUUUAGCCGCAGUGGCUGCGGCCAGCUUAUCGCCGCCCAAAUCGCCACUCUCGCCGCUCGAAUGGAGCGGCAAACACAAACUAUUGCCAAAUGAAGCUACCAAAGCGUUAGAGAAAAUGACUGAAAUGACAAGACUUGGCUCGGCUACAGACAGUGCCGAGCUACCGCCGCACCGCCAGCUUAGUGCCAAUGGCAACAACAGCAGCGCGUCUAGCAAUGCCGGCAACGGUGGACGUCACAGUGCGUGGCAGUCGCAUUGGUUGAACAAGGGCGCAGAUGCCGUGCGCGAUGUCUUCAAGUGCGUCUGGUGUAAACAGAGCUUUCCCACGCUCGCCACAUUGACGGUACACAUGAAGGAGACGCAACACUGUGGUGUCAAUAUGCCUGCUACGGCGACGACACCAACUACUGGUAUCCCCACCAAUGGCAAUCAGUCGGCACAAUCAACACAUCACUUACGUCACACGGCUAAUGCCGGCACAACAUCGGCUGCCACAACAACAGCAGCAACAGGAGGGAAUACAACAACCGCCGCCAAUAAAUCUGAUCUCAAUUUGUUAAUCAAAGAAACGAUGCCAUUGCCACGCAAGCUGGUGCGUGGCCAAGAUGUCUGGCUGGGCAAGGGAGCCGAGCAAACGCGCGAGAUCCUCAAGUGUAUGUGGUGCGGCCAGAGUUUUCGCUCGUUAGCCGAAAUGACAUCGCACAUGCAGGAGACGCAACACUACACGAACAUAAUAUCCCAAGAGCAGAUCAUUUCAUGGAAGUCGACGGAUGAUAAGAGCUCGAAUGGCAGCAGUGCAGCCUCAGUUGGUGGCGGUAGCGGCGGCACAACAACAACAUCCACAUCACCUGUCGUGACAACGCCACCAGCGACUGCUAGCGGUCUAAAUACCGUCGUCACUAUGCGCCAGUCCAGUCCCAGUCACAACAACAACAGCGCGUCGGCUACCGUAAGUGCCGUGCUGACAUGCAAGGUGUGCGAUCAGGCAUUCGCCACGCUCAAGGAGCUCAGCAAUCACAUGAUGAAAAAUUCACACUACAAGGAACAUAUGAUGCGUGCUAUGGGCGGUGUGGAGCAUGCCACAAUGACGCCGACCACGACUGCCGGCCCGACAAAUGCGGGACGGCGUGGCGGACGACAGCUGCGUGAAAAACGCAAAAAGUCAUUGCCAGUGCGUAAACUGCUGGAGCUGGAGCGCGCGCAACAGGACUACAAGCUCAACAGUUUGGAUCCGGCAUUGAAGCCUUUACGUGACUUUGCCGCCACUACGAAAAUUACUUGCGAGAAAUGUGGUGAAAAGAUUGAGACCGCGCUAUUUGUCGAUCACAUACGCCAGUGCCUCGGCGGAACGUUGCUGGUGCCAACACGCAAUCAUAACAGCGUCAGCGAUAGCUUGAAGUCCACCUUCAAUGCGAUGGAACAGCUGGCGAGUCCACAAACCCCUACUAGUCGCAGCGAUGGACGCAAAACCGCCGAUAGCAAUAUGUCACAUGCUUCAGCCACGCGUCCCGAAAUACUAUGUCCGAUACCAAAGGAGGGAGAAAAGACGAGCACGUCCUCCACACCAUCGGUGCUAAAUGCCAUCGAGCAGCUGAUCGAGAAAAGUUUCGACACACGUCCACGUAAUAGUAGCAACUACGCCGGCAGCGGUAAUGGCAGUCAACGCAGCACACCCUUGGGUUCAAGUAUUUUGAAGCGACUCGGUAUUGACGAUACCGUGGACUACACGAAACCAUUGCUGGAUCCGCAGACUAUGCAUUUUAUGCGCUCCUACUCCAAUUACUCGGCGCGCGAUCGCAGCGCUAGCGAAUCCAGUUCGAUCUCCGAGCGCUGUAGCAGUCGUAUCGAGUCUUUUACGCCCGAACGUAAUACCACGCAAGUGACACCACGUCAAACACCAGAUAAGGUGGUGGCUACAGUGGAACCGAAGCCCGUAUCAGCUACCGAAGACGGAGCAAUGCACACCGAGCUGUUGAAUAUUAAAUCAGAGCCAACAGAGAUAGCAGAAACCACCAAUGAGUCACAAGAACCGACAGCUAGCGAGCAGAAGGACGCUAUGAAUUUGUCAGCCACAUCGCCACAAAAGAUCUCCGUUAAGAAAGAGUUCAACAUGAUCGAUAACCACGAAGAUGAGCGUCAAUCGGGCGAUGCGCGGCACUACAAGCCUCAAUCGCGCACACCUUGCUCGCGCGCUACCAGUCCAAGCGCCAGCGAACGCUCCAUCACGCCCAAGUCCACAACAUCGUCGGCAGAUAAACGCUUCGCCGCAGUGGGUAGCAGCCUCACAGCGCUUUCUUCCAUGUUUGAUAGCCUAAAUAAUAUGAGCAGCAGCGUGACUAGCGCACAAUCACAUACCAACGCCGACAGUCUCGCCAGCGCCGAAACUAAUAAUAACAACAAUAAUAACAAUGCGAAUAAGAAGUCGAAUGCCAAUCCGCUCGCUGCACUGCAAAAACUCUGUGAAACCACUGAGAAACCGUCAAUGAAGACGCGCAGCGCCACCACCAAUGGCAUCAGUCAUCAGUCGCAGCUAACCGGCAAUAUGAUGGCUUUCAGUUGGGCCUGCAAUGAUGCAGUGCAGAAUACGACAGCCGAGUCCAUGAUCAAGUGUACACAAUGUGAUGCCGUUUUCAGUACGAAGGGCGCCUAUCGUCAUCACUUCUCCAAAGUACAUUACAGCAAGGAGGAUAGCGAAUUGAAUGCUUUGGUUAGUGCUAGCAAGUCGCCUUCAUCGCUAGCUUGCUCACCGAAAUCGGCUGGUGCUUCGCCAAAGAGCUCAUCGAAGAGUCCAGUGGGCGCAGGCAGCAUGAGCGCGCCCAUAAUUAAUCCGUUUAGCGAUAGUUCACAAUCAAAGUUCCUCAAAUAUACCGAAUUGGCGAAGCAAUUGUCAUCGAAGAAUGCAUAA